GGACGUUCUAACAAUUAUUGAAACCUGAAUUAUGUAUUACUUUUAUAGGGAUGUAUGGAAGUUUAUUAAACCACAUAUAAUUCGUGUGAUAACUGAUGAAAUAGUUCAAUACGAUGCAAAAUUGAAGAUUUUCUAUCCUAAUUCACAGGUACUUUUCUACAUCGAAAAAUACGUGGAAAAAAAUAAAUUAGCCGACCCAAAUAACAAGCGUCGUAUACGCACGAGAUGUGACCCUCUGUCUAAAGUAUUUUCGGGCCCCCAAGAAUUUGUGAUCAACCGUUUCGGGGAUAUAUGGCAGUUUUUGAGGCCACAUUUGAUUCAUGUAAAAAAAGAACAAUAUGAUGAGAAGAUGAAGAAUAAUUCACAGGUACUAUUGGGAUUAAAUGAAAUAGUGUUUAAAUGUUCAUUUUCGUUGUUUCUAAUCAUUAAUGUAGCUGCAGGCGGAUCAAAUUCUACUAAAUGAAUACAAAUUUAUUGGCAAAUUUUAUAUAUGGAGCUUAUGAAAAAACCUCAGUUGUGACAAAUUUACAUUUAAAAACCGAGAUAACAAAGGAUGCUAGGAUGACCUAUACACCGGGAUUUGCAGAAAUCAUGAAGAGCACAACGGUGUUUGAAUGCACUUAUUGCGACGUCAUGUGUAUAGGAAAUGAAGAGAAAAAUCAUUGGUCUGACUGGC
Molecule: messenger RNA, 676 nt
Organism: Styela clava
Lineage: Eukaryota; Metazoa; Chordata; Ascidiacea; Stolidobranchia; Styelidae
Source: RefSeq, a predicted model, not a curated record